Messenger RNA from Xylona heveae TC161, 1300 nucleotides. RefSeq lists its product as hypothetical. Gene Ontology annotation, molecular function: protein heterodimerization activity. The record is from RefSeq and is a predicted model, not a curated record. The transcript has 2 exons. NCBI's taxonomy places the organism in Eukaryota, Fungi, Ascomycota, Xylonomycetes, Xylonales, Xylonaceae. Gene Ontology annotation, cellular component: transcription factor TFIID complex. Gene Ontology annotation, biological process: transcription initiation at RNA polymerase II promoter. The coding region runs from base 64 to 1107 and encodes 347 amino acids.
UAUCAUCACCGAGUCCGCAGCCUUCUCCUCUGAUCGCCUGUGUUUAUUAGCGUUGCGGGGCAAAUGGACGUCGAGAAAAAGACUGAAGUGAUUCCAUUGAAAAGGUCCUCAUCGGAAGCGCAGAAUGAAGAUUUCGGUGAUAGCACCAAGCGACGGCGGUAUUUUCAUCACCACACCAUUCAACACAAGCAAACGCAGCCUGCCGACGCCGCUGCGGUCCCUCAAGAUGAGAGCGUCAUAGAUGCACUCCUCACUAGAUCUAUCGGAGUUGUUUUAGAGACAGUGGGGUUUGCCGGUGCUGAUUCAGUCGCAAUCGAGAGCUUCCGCCUAGAAGUCGAUGAAUAUAUUCAGGGAUUUCUCUCAAGCGUCACUCAAUCUAUGCUCUCCUGCCGCCGAGCUCAGCCCAUUCCGCAAGAUUUCGAACAUGCUCUCCGAAAGCAUAAUAUUCUGCCCUCGUUUCUAAUAGCUCACCUAGACCCGCCGGUAUCAACAGAGGUAUCGCAGCCAAAUCUCAGUGUUCUUCCACCUGUGCAACAACCAGAUAUUCUUCCACCAACACUAUUCGGAGAAGAGUUAGAUGGUGCGGUGGACAAAUCACUACGAUCGUAUAUUCCGUCCCACUUCCCGCCUUUUCCUAGCAAACAUACAUAUAAUUCUACACCAGCGUUCACCGAUAGAGAAAAGGAUGCUCGGAGAAUCCGGGAGCGAGCUACUGAGGAAGGAAGACUGGGCGAAGAGGCAUUGCGACGUUUGGUGGGAGCAUCCAAAGGUGGCGCGCCGAAAACGACUCACGACCGUAUUUCAAGCGCGAGGCAUAAAAGACAUAAGGAUCGAGAAGAUAUGUGGAGAAAGACCCUUGAUUUGCUGGCGAACAACAAUAAUGGCGCCGCAAAAAGCUUAGAUGAGUCAGGCAUGAAUAUGGGAGCUUGGGGCGCAGAAAAUUCGAGUGAUUCUUUCAUUGACAGGCCGCCUUUAACCGCAGAUCAAGAUAUUGUUGUUAAUUCAGAACGCAGCUAUUGGCGAAAAGCUGUUGCGCCGGCUAAAUCGGACUCGACAAAUGAUUCGAGCAGCCUUUCUCAAUCUUCAAGGACAAAACAACCGGCAUAAUAUGGCGUUUAUGCUUUUUUCAAAGAUACCAUGAGUUGGCAGUCCGUCGGAAUUUUCUGGAAAUCACACUGCAAUGGCGUUUUGGUGUUCUUGGGGGCCAAGAGCCGAUUGAAAGAUACUCUUGUGAAUUAUGGAUGAUGAAUAAAAUAGAUACCAAUACAAUUUGUCCUGCAAAAUUUUGAACAAGCUUGCG